Toxorhynchites rutilus septentrionalis is the source of this 4070-nucleotide messenger RNA. RefSeq names its product coatomer subunit alpha (gene alphaCOP). The transcript is spliced from 3 exons. Lineage: Eukaryota; Metazoa; Arthropoda; Insecta; Diptera; Culicidae. Gene Ontology annotation, molecular function: structural molecule activity; protein binding. The record is from RefSeq and is a predicted model, not a curated record. Gene Ontology annotation, biological process: intra-Golgi vesicle-mediated transport; endoplasmic reticulum to Golgi vesicle-mediated transport; retrograde vesicle-mediated transport, Golgi to endoplasmic reticulum. The coding region runs from base 189 to 3872 and encodes 1227 amino acids. Gene Ontology annotation, cellular component: COPI vesicle coat.
AUGAGAGACGUGUCAAUAUAUACACGAAAGAGGAGUGAUAAAACGAAUAGACGGAAAAAUUCAUUCAUCUUUUUGUGCAGACGAAAUAAACUGUAAUAAACCAGAUAAAAUUGCAUCGGUUUGGGUUGAAGUUAUAGAAAAAGUGUAAUCCGAACCAUUAAUUUGCCGAAAACAGGGAUACUUCGAUAAUGUUAACCAAUUUCGAAACAAAAUCUGCCCGUGUGAAGGGUCUCUCAUUCCACCCGAAGCGGCCGUGGGUUUUGGCAAGUCUGCACAGCGGUGUUAUCCAACUGUGGGACUAUCGCAUCAGUACCCUGAUUGAAAAGUUCGACGAACAUGAUGGACCGGUGCGAGGAAUUGCUUUCCACAGCCAGCAGCCACUGUUCGUUUCCGGAGGGGAUGACUUCAAGAUCAAGGUGUGGAACUAUAAGCAGCGUCGGUGUAUCUUUUCGCUGUUGGGCCAUCUGGAUUAUGUCCGCACGACGGUAUUCCACCACGAGUAUCCGUGGAUUCUGAGUGCCUCGGAUGAUCAAACCAUCCGAAUCUGGAACUGGCAGUCGAGAUCGUGCAUCUGUGUUCUGACUGGACACAAUCAUUAUGUUAUGUGUGCGCAGUUCCACCCCUGCGAUGAUAUAAUCGUAUCGGCUUCACUGGAUCAGACGGUGAGAAUUUGGGAUAUAUCGGGGCUGAGGAAGAAGAACGUUGCUCCGGGACCCUCGGGUUUGGAUGAUCACAUGAAAAAUCCAACCGCAACGGAUCUGUUUGGACAGGCGGAUGCCGUUGUGAAGCAUGUGCUUGAAGGGCACGAUCGUGGAGUGAAUUGGUCCAGUUUCCACCCAACGCUGCCGCUGAUUGUAUCCGGUGCCGACGAUCGACAGAUUAAGCUGUGGCGAAUGAAUGAAUACAAAGCCUGGGAGGUUGAUACCUGUCGGGGUCAUUACAACAACGUUUCGUGCGUACUGUUCCAUCCGCGGGCCGAAUUGAUUGUGUCCGACAGUGAGGAUAAGAGUAUUCGCGUCUGGGAUAUGACCAAACGACAGUGUAUUCACACCUUCAGGCGAGAGCAUGAGCGGUUCUGGAUUCUGACCGCCCAUCCAAACCUGAAUCUAUUCGCCGCAGGUCAUGAUUCUGGAAUGAUUGUAUUCAAGUUGGAACGCGAGCGCCCAGCCUACGCGGUUUAUGGGAACUGUCUGUAUUACGUCAAGGAGCGUUUCCUGCGGGAACUUGAUUUUAACACCACAACCGAUUCGGUCGUAAUGACGAUUCGUGGUGGCGGUAAAACUCCCGUUUACAGUAUGUCCUACAAUCCAGCACUCAACGCGGUGCUUUUGUGCACGAGGACUUCCAAUUUGGAGAAUAGCACUUACGAUCUUUACAGCAUUCCGCAAAAGGAUAGUGGAUCUCAGAACGCCGAAACCGAUAGCAAGCGGUCGUCCGGAGUGACGGCCGUCUGGGUUGCCCGAAAUCGAUUUGCUGUUUUGGACCGCUCCAAUCAGCUUGUGAUCAAAAAUUUCAAGAAUGAGGUUACCAAAAAAAUACAAACACCUGUUUGCGAUGAAAUAUUCUACGCCGGUACCGGCAUGCUGCUGCUUCGCGAGCCGGAACACGUAACCCUGUUUGACGUUCAACAGUUGCGAACUUUGGCACAGGUGAAGAUUUCCAAAUGCAAAUAUGUCGUUUGGUCGGCCGAUAUGAGUCAUGUUGCGCUGCUUGCGAAGCAUACGUUGAACAUCUGUAACCGGCGGCUGGAUCUACUCUGUUCUAUUCAUGAAAGCGCUCGUAUUAAGAGUGGAGCCUGGGACGAGUCGGGAGUGUUCAUAUACACCACUUCCAAUCACAUUAAGUAUGCGAUCAUCAACGGAGAUCACGGAAUAAUUCGCACGCUGGAUCUUCCCAUUUAUAUCACCCGCGUUAAGAACAGUCAGGUGUUCUGUUUGGAUCGGGAAUGUCGCACCCGGGUGCUGAACAUUGACACGACUGAGUACAUGUUCAAGUUGGCGCUGAUUAACCGCAAGUAUGAGGAAGUUCUGCACAUGGUGCGCAACGCGCGUCUCGUGGGACAAAGUAUUAUUGCCUAUCUGCAGCAGAAGGGUUAUCCGGAGGUCGCUUUGCACUUUGUGAAGGAUGAGAAAACCCGUUUCGGACUGGCCUUGGAGUGUGGCAAUAUUGAGGUGGCCCUGGAAGCUGCCAAAGCUCUGGAUGAUAAGCAGUGCUGGGAGAGACUUGCGCAGGUCGCAUUAAUGCAAGGAAACCAUCAAGUCGUCGAAAUGUGCUAUCAGCGUACCAAAAAUUUCGAUAAGCUAUCCUUCCUAUAUUUGAUCACCGGUAACCUGGAAAAGCUGAAGAAAAUGAAUAAAAUCGCCGAAAUUCGGAAGGACGUCUCGGCUCAAUACCAGGGAGCUCUUCUGCUGGGCGAUGUCAAGGAGCGUGUUUCCAUUCUGAAGAACUGCAACCAAACGUCGUUGGCAUACUUGACAGCCAAAACACACGGUCUGGAGGAGGAUGCUAACCAGUUGGCUGAAACUAUUACCGCUACAGGAAAGGAUCUUCCGGAGGUCAAUGAAAAAGCCAAAUUCUUACGUCCACCGGUACCUAUUCAACAGGCGGAGAGUAAUUGGCCUCUUUUGACGGUGUCGAAGGGUUUCUUCGAAGGUACAAUGAUGUCGAGGGGAGCCGCAACAGUUCACCAAGCACUGGCAGCAACAGAGACCGUUGUGGAAGCAGCAGAGGAAGAUGGCUGGGGAGUCGAUGACGAUCUACGGGAUGAUGAAAAAUUCGACGAUGCUAAAGACGAUGAUGAUAUUAAAGUGGAAGGAGGUGAGGGAGCCGGUUGGGAUGUGGGUGAUGAUGAUUUGGAACUACCAGAGGAACUAAUCUCGAAAAUUAGUGCCAGCACUGCUGGUGAUAAGAGCUUUUAUGCCGUUCCACCGAAAGGAUUGCCUGCUUCACACUUUUGGACAAUUAACUCCCAGCUCGCGGCGGAUCACAUCCGCGCUGGGUCAUUCGAAACUGCAUUCCGACUGUUACACGAUCAAAUCGGUGUCGUUAAUUUUGCUCCAUAUAAAGACCUGUUUCUGGAAUCUCACCUCGGAGCGAAAACGUCUUACACUUGUCUCCCAAACAUUGGACCGCUUGCAGCAUAUCCGAAUCGCAAUUGGAAAGAGCUCAACAUUAAGAAUGGCCAUCCUACGCUCGCGCUAAAGCUCAACGAUCUGGUUCAAAUGUUACAGGCCUGCUAUCAGCUGACCACGACCGGAAAAUUCACGGAGGCAAUCGAAAAACUCCAGCAUAUUAUGCUUUGCAUACCUCUGUUGGUGGUUGAAUCACGACAGGAAAUCGCCGAAGCUCAACAGCUCCUUACAAUAUGCCGCGAGUACGUAGUUGGUCUGCAGAUGGAAACGGUUCGCAAGGGAUUACCGAAAAACACACUGGACGAGCAGAAGCGCAUUUGUGAACUCGCUGCCUACUUCACCCACGUGAACCUGCAGCCGGUGCAUCAAAUUCUUACACUGCGAACCGCUUUGAAUCUUUUCUUCAAGUUGAAGAACUACAAAACUGCGGCGUCCUUUGCCCGGCGGCUGCUCGAGCUUGGGCCGCGUCCAGAAGUAGCCCAGCAGGCGCGUAAGAUUCUGCAGGCUUGCGAAAUGAACGAAACCGAUGAGCAUACGCUGCAAUACGACGAACAUAACCCCUUCACGCUCUGUGCAGUCACGUAUAAACCCAUUUAUCGGGGCAAGCCGGAGGAGAAAUGUUCACUCUGUUCCGCCUCCUAUCUACCGCAGUACAAGGGCGUCACCUGUGUCGUCUGCAAAGUAUCCGAAAUAGGCAAGGAUAUAAUUGGGCUGAGGAUCAGUGCGUCACAGUUUAAAUAAUCGUGUGGAAAGUAUUCUUUCGUGAGUUAAUUAUAAGACGCAUUUUGAAUGGUGAAAAAUUUAUACUUUUAUUAAAUAUAAACUAUAAACUAUCCCUUUAUUGUAGUUCAUAUAAAAUUGCGUAUUAUGCAGUAUAAACAUAUGGAUAAAACUGACAAUGAAGUGAUUCCGAAAUCAAUAAACGCAUACUGACAGUUA